AUGACGUCCUUCUGUCAUAAGUUCAUGGCAGCUUACGAGGCCGCAGCCCAAGAACAGGCAGAAAAGCCACUGCCGCACCUGCAGAGCGGCUUUUGGCUGCAGUCCUACGGCUUCUCGAAGGCGUGCUUGAACCGCUAUUGCCAGAUCAUGGCCUCAAAGCACCCCGGCCUGAGCUGCGUUGCCUGCUCCCCGGGCUUUGUGGAGACGGAAAUGGUGAAAUCCUACCGGGGCGACUCGAAGCUGAAAACCGUGGAG
This is a messenger RNA of Symbiodinium necroappetens, 255 nucleotides long. The record is from the annotation of a GenBank genome assembly. NCBI's taxonomy places the organism in Eukaryota, Dinophyceae, Suessiales, Symbiodiniaceae.